GACGCCAAGACAUACUAUUUAGAGGGCAUAGAGAUAGAAGACGACUUUUUUCUAAUGACAUCACGAAUGACGAGAAUGACCUUAAUAAUGAAGGGGAUUUUAGAGAACUAAUACGGUUUAGAGUCGAGAGCGGCGACAAUUUAUUGAAAAAAAAACUUAGAGAACUCAAAAGCGCAUGCU
Messenger RNA from Acanthoscelides obtectus, 180 nucleotides. The record is from the annotation of a GenBank genome assembly. Lineage: Eukaryota; Metazoa; Arthropoda; Insecta; Coleoptera; Chrysomelidae.